Molecule: messenger RNA, 1893 nt
Organism: Rotaria sp. Silwood1
Lineage: Eukaryota; Metazoa; Rotifera; Eurotatoria; Philodinida; Philodinidae
Source: the annotation of a GenBank genome assembly
AUGGGUGACUACUCGAAAGCACUGGAAUUUUACGAAAAGGCAUAUCAAAUAAAAGAAAACGUUCUGCCUCCGAAUCAUCCCGAUUUGGCUGCUUCCUACAACAAUAUCGGUGCAGCAUAUAACGACAUGGGGGACUACUCGAAAGCACUGGAAUUUUACGAAAAAGCACAUCAAAUAAAAGAAAAAGUUCUGCCUCCGAAUCAUCCCGAUUUGGCUAUUUCCUACAACAAUAUCGGUGCAGUAUAUAACGCCAUGGGUGACUACUCGAAAGCACUUGAAUUUUACGAAAAAGCACAUCAAAUAAAAGAAAAAGCUCUCUCUCCGAAUUAUCCUGAUUUGGCUUUUUCCUACAACAACAUCGGGGUCGAAUAUAACAACAUGGGUGACUACACGAAAGCAUUGGAAUUUUACGAAAAAGCACUUAAAAUAAGAAAAAAAGCUCUGCCUCCAAAUCAUCCCGAUUUGGCUUCUUCUUACUCCGAUAUCGCUCAAGUGUAUAACAACAUGGGUGACUACUCGAAAGCACUGGAAUUUUUCGAAAGAGCACUUAAAAUAAGAGAAAAAGCUCUGCCUCCAAAUCAUCCUCAUUUGGCUAAUUCCUACAACAACAUCGGUGUCGCAUAUAACGACAUGGGUGACUACUCGAAAGCACUGGAAUUUUACGAAAAAGCACUUAAAAUAGAAGAAGAAGUUCUGCCUCCGAAUCAUCCCAAUUUGGCUUCUUCCUACUCAUGUAUCGGUGGAGUCUACAACACCAUGGGUGACUACUCGAAAGCACUGGAAUUUUUCGAAAAAGCACUUAAAAUAAGAGAAAAAGCUCUGCCUCGGAAUCAUCCCAAUUUCGCUUCUUCUUACUCCUGUAUCGGUGGAGUCUACAACACCAUGGGUGACUACUCAAAAGCACUGGAAUUUUACGAAAAAGCACAUAAAAUCUUCGAAAAAGCUCUGCCUCCGAAUCAUCCCAAUUUGGCUUCUUCUUACUCCUGUAUCGGUGAAGUCUACAACACCAUGGGUGACUACUCGAAAGCACUGGAAUUUUAUGAAAAAGGACAUAAAAUCUUCGCAAAAGUUCUGCCUCCGAAUCAUCCCAUUUUCGCGUCUUCUUACUCCUGUAUCGGUGGAGUCUACAACACCAUGGGUGACUACUCGAAAGCACUGGAAUCUUACGAAAAAGCACUUAAAAUAAGAGAAAAAGCUCUGCCUUCGAAUCAUCCCGACUUGGCUACUUCCUACAACAACAUCGGUACCGUGUAUUACAACAUGGGUGACUACUCGAAAGCACUUGAAUUUUUCAAAAAAUCACAUGAAGUCUUCCAAGAAACUCUACCUGCGAAUCAUCCAAUUUUGGCUUAUCCAUUCAAAUGGUUCGGGAAGAUUUAUCGCAGUAUGAAAGAUUAUCCAACAGCACUUGAGAAUUUCGAAAAGUGUCUCUCAAUACGUCAAAAAGCUUUAUCUGAAAAUCAUCCAGAUAAAGCUACUACAUAUAGUGACAUUGGUGAUGUUCAUCGAUUAAUGGAUGAUUAUGAAAAGGCAUUGUUAUUUCAUAGAAAAGCAUUAAAUAUUCAAGAAAAUGUUCAAUGUAAUCCUCUCGAAUGUGCAACAACAUAUAUAAAUUUAGGUGAAACUUAUCGAGAAAUGAAAGAUUAUUCAACAGCAUUGACAUAUUUUCAAAAAGGAUUAGAAAUACGUCAGAAGAAAUUACCAAAAGAUCAUCCUGAUUUAGCUGUUGUAUAUCAUAAUAUGGCAAAAUUAUAUUUAUCUACUCGACAAUAUAAUAUGGCAAUGAAAAAUAUUCAACAAACAAUUGAAAUUGCACAAGAAAAAUUACCUUCAACUCAUCCUCAUCUUUUGGACUAUAAAGAAACAUUUGAAAAUAUUAGAAAGAAAAUGUAA